ACAGCGCUAAAACUCAGCAGAUUAAGAAUCAAAGAGAGUAAAGCAGCUCCGUUAGCUCGAUAUUUAGCUCGGUGUUUGUAGGAUAGUUGUUUACAGUAACGGGUUAUCUGUCUGCUAGCUUCCAGCAUGGCUUACCAGCUGUACAGGAACACCACGCUGGGAAACAGUCUGCAGGAGAGUCUGGAUGAGCUCAUACAGACUCAGCAGAUCACUCCUCAGCUGGCUCUGCAGGUUCUCCUUCAGUUCGAUAAAGCCAUCAACACAGCGCUCGCCAACAGAGUCCGUAACAGAGUCAACUUCAGGGGCUCUCUGAACACCUACAGGUUCUGUGACAACGUGUGGACGUUUGUUCUGAAUGAUGUGGAGUUCAGGGAGGUCACUGACCUGGUGAAGGUUGACAAGGUGAAGAUCGUCGCCUGUGACGGAAAGAGUGAGUCGUCCUCAACGUUCGUCUGAUUUUAUGUUGUGCCAGGUGAUGAACCGCAGAUUCAGGCUCCAACGCUGCAGAGUGAUGAUGUCACACACGGACCUGGACUGUACAUAUAAUUUAUUACAGCAGAGUCACACAGAGAGAGAGAGAGAGAGAGAGUGAGUGAGUGUGUGUGUGUGUGUGUGUGUGAGAGUCAGAGUGUGUGUGUGAGUGAGAG
Scomber japonicus (chub mackerel) is the source of this 647-nucleotide messenger RNA. RefSeq names its product general transcription factor IIA, 2 (gene gtf2a2). The transcript has 4 exons. Gene Ontology annotation, cellular component: transcription factor TFIIA complex. NCBI's taxonomy places the organism in Eukaryota, Metazoa, Chordata, Actinopteri, Scombriformes, Scombridae. Gene Ontology annotation, molecular function: RNA polymerase II general transcription initiation factor activity; TBP-class protein binding. Gene Ontology annotation, biological process: transcription initiation at RNA polymerase II promoter; RNA polymerase II preinitiation complex assembly. The coding region runs from base 127 to 456 and encodes 109 amino acids. The record is from RefSeq and is a predicted model, not a curated record.